Messenger RNA from Uloborus diversus, 1079 nucleotides. It is a transcript of the gene Rpb7, whose product is annotated as DNA-directed RNA polymerase II subunit RPB7. The transcript is spliced from 8 exons. Gene Ontology annotation, molecular function: single-stranded DNA binding; single-stranded RNA binding; translation initiation factor binding. Lineage: Eukaryota; Metazoa; Arthropoda; Arachnida; Araneae; Uloboridae. Bases 66 to 581 code for a protein of 171 amino acids. Gene Ontology annotation, cellular component: RNA polymerase II, core complex; P-body. The record is from RefSeq and is a predicted model, not a curated record. Gene Ontology annotation, biological process: transcription initiation at RNA polymerase II promoter; positive regulation of translational initiation; positive regulation of nuclear-transcribed mRNA poly(A) tail shortening.
AUAAUGUAAUGUACUAUUUAGUUGUUUAGAUCCUUUUUGUUGGGAGCUUUAGAACCAACUGCACAAUGUUUUACCAUAUUUCUUUGGAGCAUGAGAUAUUACUUCAUCCACGUUACUUUGGGCCUCAAUUAUUAGAAACAGUAAAGCAAAAGCUUUUCACAGAAGUUGAAGGCACUUGCACUGGAAAGCAUGGCUUUGUCAUUGCUGUCACUACUAUUGAUAACAUUGGAGCAGGCUUUAUACAACCUGGCAGAGGAUUUGUGGUAUAUCCUGUAAAAUAUAAAGCAAUUGUUUUCCGCCCAUUCAAGGGUGAAGUUUUGGAUGCAGUUGUUACACAAGUGAAUAAAGUUGGUCUAUUUACUGAAAUAGGACCUCUUUCCUGCUUUAUUUCUAGGCAUUCUAUUCCUUCAGAUAUGCAGUUUGAUCCAAAUUCAAAUCCACCCUGUUAUCGUACAGAAGAUGAGGAAGUAGUUAUCCAGCAAGAUGAUGAAAUUAGAUUGAAAAUUGUUGGAACCAGAGUAGAUGCUACUGAUAUUUUUGCUAUUGGUACUCUGAUGGAUGACUAUCUUGGUCUGAAUUGAAGUUUUAUCACUAUUUUACCUUGAAAACUGAUCUUGUAAAUAAACAUUCCUUUGUAUGUGUAUAAACCAGUAUCAUAUUUCAUUGAAAACAAACAUAAUAAUAACAUAAAGCCAUUUUUCAAAGGAAACAAAUCGCAUGAAAAGAUUAGAGAUACAACAAAUAUCGAGGAAAAUCAUGGAUCCGAGGAAGGAUCUCAUAGCUGUGCAAUUUAAACUCAAUGAAAAUGCUAGGCAUCUUUUAGAAGCCAAAAGUAACAAACUGGAGAUGUCUGCAUUGGGGGUAAAAUAUAGUAUAAAGGCUUAUAAUACAGUGAAAUCCUGUUGCAAUGAACUUCAAGGGACAGCAAAUUUUAUUUGUUGUGAUGGAAUUCAAGUAAUGGAAUGGAAAUAAAAUCAAGAUUGAAAAUUUCUUUCAUUGUAACAGACAUUUCAUUGUAACAUUAUUUCAUUGUGCAUAUUAGUUCAUACAUAAAGCAUGUAAAUUUUUCACACAUUAAA